AUGGUGAAGUCGGCGGAGGACUGGUAUCAAAGACAUAUGGCCAUGUCUCCAUUGGACCGAGUUCAACACGAUGUCAGACCACCGCAAGAGGUGAACUUGGAGAAAUGGUCGAGAUUGGAGCGACGGAUGGCAUCACUGCUUCUGCAAGCAGUUCCCGAAGUGGUGAAGGAGGAGCUGAUUUCGGCCAGAAGAUUGAGCAUUUUUGGGAUUCUGACGCAGCUGUUGCUGACCUACUGCCCGGGCGGUGUGCUGGAGAAGCAGACAUUGCUCCGCAGUUUGGAGGAUCCUAUGGAAGUUGCAACGAUGGCCGAAGCUCCCUCAGCGAUCAGAAGAUGGCUUCGCUGGAAGUUGCGGUCUCAGGAGAUAGGCUGCAAGGUGCUGGAGUCCAACAAAGAACUUCAAUUUCGGGUUAGUUUGGCCCGAAAUUCCCUUGGAGUGGACACAAGACCUACCGACAUCACCGUCAACCAGUUUGCAACACAUCUCUUGGCGGAGGUUGAGCAGGUUUCUUCGGCAGAAAAGAGAGCUGCCUCUGUGGGGAUGAAGGGCGACGUGAAGCUCAAGGCCAUGGAGGUGGACAAAGGGAAAGGCAAGGGUAAAGACAAGCUGGAUGGCGAUGAGAAGCAGAAACCCAAAUGCAAGUUUUACCUCACAGAUGGAGGAUGUCGAAAAGGAAAAGAAUGUGGAUUUAGCCAUGAUGUGAGAGAUGAGAAGAGGCGUUGCUACACCUGCGGCAGCGUGGAUCAUUUUUCUCCGUCCUGCACCAGAUCGAGGGGCCCAUCAUCAGAGACGAGCCCUACCAAACCCAGAAUGGCAAAGGACCCUGAAGUUAGCAGCCAAGCCAGUUCAGACAGUGCCGUGAAAGAUCUUUUGGAGGAGGCGAACAAGAUGCUGAGGUCUCUGUCGUCAAAACCAUCUUCAAGCCAAGCGUCUUCUGGGGGUAGCACUCAGGAGGAUGAACGCAAAGAUGUGAUGGAAAGGCUUCAGCAGCAGUUGAAGGCUAUGAAAGCUUUCAAGAUGAGGAGAUUGGCCACAGGAGCGGAUGUGGGAUUGGUUGAUUCAGGGGCGACUCAUGCACUUCGCCCUCGCAGAGAUGGUGAAAACGUCCAGAAGUAUCCACUGGUUGAUGUUGGCCUAGCAGAUGGAAGAGCUGUGAGGCUACGCAUGGCGCCUGGAGGAUCAAUGAUUGCCCCUUCGCCGGCAAUUGAGCCGAUUGUGCCGAUGGGACAGCUGACGGAGGUGCUGGGGUGCCAGAUUGUUUGGAGUCAUGGAGAAAUGCAGUUGAGACAUCCAGAAAAAGGGGAUAUUCCAAUUCAGAUGAAGGAGGGAUGCCCACAUCUUGCCAAGUCCAUAGCAUUGGAUUUGAUUGCGGAGAUUGAAGAUGCGAAGGUUGGCAUACCAAAGACCCUUGGUGAAUACGAUGAGGAGGUGUGCUGGAUGAAAAGAUUGGUGGAACAACGCCCAGUACUGUCGUCUCUCCCAGAGUACAUCAAGGAGAAACUUGUGGUCUGUCCAGGUGAGUGGUCCGCGCUUCCGGGAAAUCGUCAUCAGCGAAAAAGGUGGCGACGGGAUGGGAUGAUGGUUCAUUUGUCUGCUGGACCUGAUUUUGGUUUUACUUUGAAGAGGGCACUACGUCAACUGGGUGGACCUGAUGACAAGCUGCUUGAGGUGGAUCUGAAGAGGGGUCCACAUCACGAUGUUAUGACGGAUGAGGGUGUCUAUGCUGGCCUGAUCAGAGCCGCGAUUGAGUCCAAGAUUCUGGCUGUGGUGGCUGGUCCAAAUUGCAGGAGAUGGGGUGGAGAGGAGUUUGGGGUGAAAGAAGCCACAGAGGAGGAGAUUCAGAAGUUGCAUGAGGAUGACAUCAUGACGAGUGGAAGGCGAUUGCGAAAGAGUUCGCCUUGGAAGAGAUCACUUUCAAGCAGGGUACCAUGGGAGGAGCUUCUCCUAAGCCCUAAGCCUACGACGUUUGGUGGAAACUUGGAGCUGAACGUGGACGUCUUCCAAAGAAGGAGCUUUGGGAGCCCUGUCAAGGUCUCGAGCUCAACUGAUUUGUCAAGAUGGGCUCCUGGAGUGAUGUCUAUGGUGUCUUCAGCACUGAUUCAACAGGUAUGUCAGUCCGGCGUGAAACUCCAGUCCAUGACAUGGGAGGAACAUUUGGAGUUCAGACAUGCUCCUUAUCGACGUGACUGCAGAGUAUGUCAAGAGAGCUCUCAACAGUGUGCCCCGCAUCGUCGAGUCAGAGAUACACUUGCAGGUGUGCUGUCGAUAGACACUGCUGGUCCACUGAAACCAGCCUAUGAUUCUGGUGGAGCUAUGGCACGAUAUUUCCUUGUGGGUGCUUUGACGUGGAGGGUGCCUCGAGGAACAGACAAGUUGAAGGAUCCACCAGAAGAGGAUCUCCCGGAUGAUGCCCCAAUGAUUGAAGCAGAAGGAGAAGAUGGUGAAGUUCAUGAUGAAGUUCAGGAUGAAGUUCCACUGGAUGAGGACGGGUCGGGACAAAGGGUCCUGGUCCAGCUCUCCGGUGAAGCGCCGGGUGAUGAGAGGAGCCACCCUGGCGGGGUCCCUGAUGAGGACGGGUCGGGGGGUGAACCCCUGGUCCAGCUCUCAGGUGAAGGAGCAGAGCCAGCUGAGCCGCUCCAGACCCAUGGUCCUCCGACCUUGGAGGAAGCCACAGAACUGCGAGUUUUUCGCGUGGCCUUGCCGAUGAAAUCAAAGAAGGCAAGAGAAGUUGUAGCCACGGUGAUGGAGUUUGUCUUGCGAUUGAGGUCAGAGGGGUAUCACAUCGGGAGGAUCCACUCAGACCAGGGCCACGAGUUUGCAGGUGAGUUCAGGAGGUGGGCAUUGCAACGUGGAAUCUACCUGACGAGAACGGCAGGUGAUGAUCCUCGUGGAAAUGGACGAGCUGAGGUUGCAGUGAAAGCCUUCAAGAAUUACAUCAGAAGGACGCUGAGACAGGCGUCGGUGGAUGCGAAAUGGUGGCCUUUGGCACUACGAUACUCCAAUGAGGUUCAAAGGUGCAUUCGAAUGGGAACAAAGCCUGAUUGGCCUAGAUUCCUUCAGGAAGUGAGGGUGAGGAAAAGAACUUGGAAGAAGGACGAUUUGUCGUCACGUGUGGAGCAGGUGCAGUAUCUCUGCCCUUCCAUUGAGAAUCAUGGCCACUGGAUCUACAAGUCUGGUGAAGCUCCAAGGCUGACGAGAUACAUCCUGGCACCAACGACAGAGCCUGAGGAUGACACGGUUUGGGUUGCAGUUGAACGAGAGGGCCGAGAUGCUCAAGAGCAGCGGAGGAGGAUCAGAGGUAAGUCCACCUUGAGAAAGAUGGAUGCUUCCUUGAUGAGUUCAGAAGAAGUCGAAGAGGAGGAAAAGAAGAUUGAAGUUCGAAGGGUUAUGAAGUUGGUUGAGGAGGAAAUGCAGACUCUCAUCAACGAAGACGCAGAGAUUGCAGCAGAUGAGGUCCGAAUUUUGGGACGCUUGAGAAAGAUGGUGGAGGAACAGGGGGAGAGUGAAGAGAUUUUGCAGACCAAGAUCAUUUCUCCCAAGGAGGUUCUUCGAAACUGGACUGAAUGGGAACCUUCCAUCAGAAGUGAGGUGGAAUCAUUGACGGUGGAGAAGUCUGCUCUGAAGCCAUUGACGAAGGCAGAAGUUGAGGAGUUGAAGCUUCAAGCACAGAAAGAGGGGAAGAAGUUGGAAAUCUUGCCCUCCAAGAUGGUGUUUACGAUCAAGCCAGGUGGGAAGCUGAAGAGCAGGUGGGUUGUCUGUGGGAACUAUGAGGAGAAAAAGGAGGGGGAAGAGACCUACUCCACAGGCGCAGACGCAACCACUUUGCGUCUUUUGGUUUGGACGUCAACAAAGAUGGGUUGGUGUGGGUGCGUGCUUGAUGUGCGCACGGCGUUUUUGAACGCUGAAAUGGAGCAGUCGCCUGAGGAGGAUUUGCUGCUGAUUCAGGCUCCACAUGUUUUGAGAGAGGCCAAGUUUUUCAAAGGAGAAGCACUUUUUCUGCCGUUGAGGGCGGUUUAUGGGUUUCGAAGAUCUCCAAGGUUGUGGGGACUACACCGUGACCGAACCAUGAGAGACAUGAAGAUUUCGGUGGUGUUGGACGGCAGAAAGGAGAUGCUGGUCUUGAAACAGAUGGAGUCUGAGCAGAACCUUUGGAAGGUGGUUGUUUUGAGAAAGGGCUUUCAAGAAGAUCUGGAAGAUGAGUUUGUCUCCAAUGGCCGGGUGGUUGGACUGGUCAUGACGUAUGUUGAUGACAUCCUGAUCACCGGCAGGUAUGAGGAUGGCGAGAAAGUGAGAAAGAUUCCCAUCAUACGGGAUCAAGCUGCCAUGAAUCAUGAUGUGACCCCACCGUCACCAGAGGGGGUCAAGUCAUGUCAGAAGGUCAUUGGAGAGUUGCUCUGGUUAGUCACACGUACACGACCAGACCUGAUGUUUGGAGUUUCAAGGAUGGGCGCGAGUGUUCUCAAGUCCACCCACGUCAUACAGGAGACAGCCAAGCAGAUGAGGCUGUAUUUGAGGGCCACUUUGGAAGAAGGAUUGAAGUUUGAGGAGAGACCAGAAGACCCAAUCAACCUGUAUGUCUACUCAGACUCCAGCUUUGCCCCGGAGUCAGAUGAGUCGCAUGGGUCUUUCAUUGUUUUGGCCAAUGGAAGUUCAAUGUUUUGGAGAAGUGGCCGCCAAUCCGCGGUGACCUUGAGCACGGCAGAGUCGGAGCUCACGGAACUGGUGGAGGCGAUGGUGGCGGGCGAGUCUGUCUAUGCCAUCAUCUCGGAGUUGUUUGCCGAGGUCAACCGCAUCGCACUUUGCGAUUCUCAAGCUGCUUUGGCGCAGGCGGUCUUGAGGGGUGAUUGGCAGGUGGGCCACGUUCCUGGAGAGCGCAUGAUAGCAGACAUAGGAACCAAAGCUCUGGCAUCGACACGAAUGCUCGGCAUGAAAAAGACUGGGCAUGUGGAAGUUGAGGAUGCAGGAAAGAAUGAAGAGAAGGGGAAGAAGAUCCCUUCACAUCCACAGGGACCGGAAGUUGCCACUUUGGCUUUGUGGCUGAUCACCUUAGCCGCCACUUUGCAGAUGUCAAAGGCCAUGGAGGACGACGAGGAAGAAUCUUCAGCCGAAUUCAAUCAGCUGAUGAUGAUCUAUACCAUUUUGGUUGUGAUGGCUACCCUGGGUCUUCAAGUUUUGUGGAAGGUAGGAGUAAGCUCAGCCUGCAGUAGCUUGAGGAAUUGGUUACUUGGCGGCGAGAGCCGAAGCCUCCCUGCGGAGCCUGAAGAACCUGAGGUCAGAAGGCCGAACAUUGAGGAGUUGAUGACACCAAUGGGCCGCGCUGAGGACGGGUCGGGGAGAGGAGCCCUGGUCCAGCUCGCGCAGGCCGGCUGGAGGCACGCUGUAGAUGGGACAGCUGUGCCCGGCCCAGGUGAAGAUCCAACACCGAGCCGCGCUGAGGACGGGGUCGGGACAGGGGGUCCUGGUCCAGCUCGCGCAGGCUAG
Molecule: messenger RNA, 5481 nt
Organism: Cladocopium goreaui
Lineage: Eukaryota; Dinophyceae; Suessiales; Symbiodiniaceae
Source: the annotation of a GenBank genome assembly